Molecule: messenger RNA, 7566 nt
Organism: Ostrinia nubilalis (European corn borer)
Lineage: Eukaryota; Metazoa; Arthropoda; Insecta; Lepidoptera; Crambidae
Gene: S6kII
Product: ribosomal protein S6 kinase 2 beta
Exons: 14
Coding region: 735-3047 (770 amino acids)
Biological process (GO): intracellular signal transduction; peptidyl-serine phosphorylation
Molecular function (GO): magnesium ion binding; protein serine/threonine kinase activity; ATP binding
Source: RefSeq, a predicted model, not a curated record
GUACAUCGCAGGAUAUGUAUUAAAAACAAUGCUACUUUAUACUUCUUCUACUGCUACUUUAUUCUAAUUAAUUAUUUGUUACUUGUGUUGUUAAUUACAAUUCUCAAUCCGUAAAUAAUUUCUUCUUUCUACCGUGUUCGUACUACUGUCCUCGUAAAAUCAUCGUAACCGAUUGUUGUAAUCGGAUUACAUGAACAUCACUCGACCAUGUAUGUCCAUUUGGACAUAUCGGAAUGGCACGCUUUGACGAUCAACUUGCUGUAUCUACUCUAAUCCAUAUCUGUGGUAACGAUCCAGUGAACGAUUGAGCAAAUUGAUUUUAAAUUAACAAUGUCUACAAUCUACAUCACUUGACCAUGUAUAUCCAUUUGGACAUAUCGGAAUGGCACGCUUUGACGAGCUCUCCCCAUAAUUAUACGCUAAAUUUUAACGUCUCCAAUACAAACGUAAAAAUUAGCGUAAUCGGGGCCCUGUGCUUGCGGGUGUCUAUUCUUGUUUCGUGUACCGAAAGAAAUCAAACUGUCAUUAGUGUCAGUCAGGUAGAUUUCCAUUCAAGCAAGUAAAAAAAAGUGAAUUCUGGUGAAUUCGUUUAACAUCAAGCCUUUCAUGUUGUGUGAGGCAACUUUUUUGGUUUUAUCUCUAUAGUGAGAAAUGUCGUGCAGUGUUGAGUAAUUGAAUUACGCUAAUUGUAUUAUAAUUUGCUUUUGUAUGUUUACAUCUUGAAACGAAGUACAAUGCCUUUGGCCAAUUCCUCGGAUCCUUGGCGAAUGCAGAAUGUAGAUGGCACGCGUACUAACCCAGGACAGCCUCCAAACAGUCUUCCAAUGGUUGUGGAGAAUUCAGCUGAGUCCCGUCAGGCAUCUACAGCAGAGAGCCAAGAUUCAAAUGAGAUCAACUAUGAAAGAGAGGUGGAACUGCAAGAUGUGGUCAAGGAGGGCCAUGAGAAGGCGGACCCUUCUCAGUUUGAAUUGCUUAAAGUGCUUGGAGAAGGCUCCUUUGGGAAAGUGUUCCUUGUGAGAAAAGUUUCAGGUGCUGAUGCUGGCACUCUAUAUGCUAUGAAGGUACUUAAAAAAGCAACUUUAAAGGUGCGUGACAGAGAACGUACAAAAAUGGAGAGAAAUAUUCUAGUAGAAAUGGGACAUCCAUUUAUUGUUAAAUUACAUUAUGCAUUUCAAACUGCCGGGAAAUUAUACUUAAUAUUAGAUUUUCUUCGUGGCGGUGACUUAUUUUCUCGAUUGAGCAAAGAGGUCAUGUUCACUGAAGAAGAUGUCAAGUUUUACUUAGCUGAACUGGCAUUAGCAUUAGAACAUGUACACAAAUUGGGAAUUAUAUACAGGGAUCUCAAACCUGAGAAUAUAUUAUUAGAUGCUGAUGGUCAUAUUGCUCUCACAGAUUUUGGUCUGUCAAAGUUGCCUCCAAGUAGUGAUAAAGCUUAUAGCUUUUGUGGUACCGUAGAGUACAUGGCCCCUGAGGUGGUGAACAGAAGAGGCCACACUUUUGCUGCCGACUGGUGGUCUUUUGGAGUACUUAUGUUUGAAAUGCUUACAGGAAAUUUACCUUUCCAUGGAUCUACAAGACAUGAAACAAUGACUCAAAUCCUGAAGGCUAAACUUGGAAUGCCCUCAAAUCUCAGUGAAGAGGCACAGUCUUUGCUCAGAGCAUUAUUUAAAAGGAAUCCACAAAACAGACUGGGCGCUGGACCAAAUGGCAUUGAAGAUAUCAAAUGCCAUGAGUUCUUUGCAAAUAUAGAUUGGGAUGCUUUGCUGAAAAAAGAGGUUGUGCCGCCGUUCCGUCCCGCGGUGUCCAGGGCAGACGACGCGUUCUACUUCGACUCGGAGUUCACCUGCCGCACGCCCCGGGACUCGCCCGGGGUGCCCGCCUCGGCUAACGCUCACGAGCUGUUCAGGGGCUUUAGUUUCGUCGCUCCAUGUUUGCUGACCGAUGAUAAUAAAACACUCACUAACAACCAGAAUCAAAAUCACGCCGUCAACCAAAACGCCAAAACAUCAACCGAAGAGUUUUGGUCUGGAUUUGUUAAUAGAAACAAUUUCUUUGAUGAAUACAGGUUAAUGGGCGAAUUGGGCACAGGAUCGUUUUCGGUCGUGCGUCUUUGUGAACACAAGACGUCUAAAGUUCAAUAUGCAGUAAAGAUUAUGGAUAAGUUGCAGUACGAUCCUCGGGAAGAAAUUGAGAUACUAUUGAGAUACAGCCAACACCCUCACAUAAUAACGCUCCGCGGCGUUUACGAAGAAGGCGGUCGCAUACUAGCGGUCACGGAGCUGUGCCGCGGCGGGGAACUGCUCGAGCACAUCACGCAGCGGCGCUACCUGCCGGAGCACGAGGCGGCGCCUGUGCUGCGCAACGUGCUGCAAGCCGUGCACUACCUGCACAGGCACUGCGUCGUGCACAGAGACAUAAAACCAUCGAACAUUUUGUUCGCGACAUCAGAACGAAAACCUGAUGACAUCCGCUUAGUCGACUUUGGUCUCGCGAAGCAACUGCGCGCUGAGAAUGGUCUUUUGAUGACGCCAUGUUACACCGCCAACUUCGUUGCGCCUGAAGUUUUGAAACGAGCGGGCUAUGAUGCUGCGUGUGAUAUAUGGAGCUUAGGUGUGCUAGCAUACAUUAUGCUAUCCGGUAGGACGCCAUUCGCUUCGACAGGGGACGACACCCCUGAAGCUAUAUUAGCUAGGAUCGAAUCUGGAAAGGUGGAGCUGUCGAGCGGCGUGUGGCGCGGCGUGUCGGGCGAGGCGCGCGGCUGCGUGCGGCGCAUGCUGCAGCUGGAGCCGGCGCUGCGGCCGCGCGCCGCCGACCUGCUGCGCGAGCCCUGGCUGCAGCCCGGCCAGCCCGCGCCCGCGCCCGCCGCGCCGCUGCCCGACGCCGACGCGCCGCCGCCCGCCGCCGACCUGCGCCGCGCCGUCGACCUCACCUUCCAGGCCAUGACAGCGUCUCCCCUGACCCCGCAAGUCCUCGGUCCGGUGUCGCAGUCCACUCUCGCGCAGCGUCGCAGCAAGCCGCAGCGUCGAUUCCCGCCUACACAACUUUAGACACGCAGGUAUACGAGUAUCUUAAGUGACACAAGGCAAGAAACAUUCGAGCCAACCGACGAGUUCGCAAAUGAAUCUAUUGUGGAUCUCACAUAUCCACUUGAAGAUUUCGUGUCAACGACAGACGUUUUUCAGAACGUCAAAAUGAAACAAAUAUUGAACUAUGACUAAUUAUUAUUGACUAAUUGCGAUAGCGAUUUGCCUGAUUUAUCGAAUAAAUGACACAAAUUAACUACUUUGUAAGAAUAUUGAAUUUAAUAUGCCGAAAAUUAAGUUAUAAAAACAUCAUGUGAUCGUCAAAACAUUUACGUCGAAUAAGCAAUUUUUGUUUAUCAAAAAUAUUAAUAUAUUGUAUGCAUUUCGAACAAAUCUAAUUUAUUAACAUUCCAUUUUCGCAUUCAAUUAUGUUAUACAAAAAUAUGUGAAUGUUAGGAAAAUAUGUAUAUGUGAGUGGUCUUCCUUCAAAAUGAUUACAUAUAAGCGAUGAACAUUAAAUUUUUAAGCAUGAGUUGCUUGCCCACCUUAUUACUUUUUGUAGUCCUAUCUGUGCCAUUAGAAUUAAAUCAAACUUAAUAUGUUUUACUAUGAUAUAACUUGUAUGUUCUAUUGAAAGUGCAAUAUAUUUUUUACAUGUCACAAAAGUAUCUACCUACCACCUAUAAUACAAAUGAAUAUAUUUUUGUGAAUAGAUUUAUUUUUAUACAGUAUUACUCCCUGGACCUAUCUGUCUAUUAAGUAUUGUCUUUCUAUCUUAUUUUAUCUUCUUUAAACAAGGUAUAAUUUAUAUUUUUGUAAUAUUAUCCAUUAGGCUUAAGAAUUAAUAUUAAGAAGUGUAUUAUCACAAUACAUAAUAAAUACAAGAGUUCAUAUUUUCGUUUAAAUAUCUAUGUAUGAAAAUGUUUACUCUCAAAUAAAAUUAUUAUAGUAAUUUUACGCAUAAUACGACCGUAUUUUUUUUAAAAGACUAAUAAUUGUGUUACUUACUGUUAUUUAGAAAUUCAUAUUAGUAUAUUUUGUAAAGAAAUAAUUACUUCAAAAAAAUUGUCAAUGGAUACCCAUGUCAAUGUAAUUAACGUAUCACAAUAUUUAGCAAUUCCUUUCUUUCAUAUCGCUAAGGCCUAAAUUGCUCAGAGAUUAGAUAAAUUACGGCAUUUACCACAAUUAAUUCAUAAAUAUAUUUUAUACAAUUACAAUACAAUAAUGGUAAUGAUUAUUUAUACAAAUUAAUUGGUCAAUAUUGUAGGUUUAGUAAAUACAUAAAAUUAUAAAUUGAUUAUUUUAUUAGUUAAAAAUAUGUCUAUAUGUAUAAUAAGAAUUAUAAUAUGUUUGUGCUUAAUUAAAAUGUAUAUGUACCAGACUACAACGCCAACUGUAUUGUGGAUUCGAAUUCCGCGGAGGACUAAUGUUUGUGUGAUGAGCACUUGCAUUAAUUACACGUAAUCCAUGAUGUUUGUAGUGUGUGUAUUAUGUAUAGUACCUAUUUAAGUAUGUUUAUUAUCGGUUAUCUAGUCGCCAAAGUAAAAGCUUUGCUUAGUUUGGGGCUAGGUGAUUGGUGUGAUGAUUGGGACAAAUUAUAGGUAAAACUAUAUUUUGAGUAGCACUAUAACUACCAAGGUGCCAUUUACAUCAUUCAUUGACAUCUUUACAUUAAAUAGAGCAUAGCCCUAUUUUGUAAAUAUUAUAGUAUACUGUACAACGUCUCACUUUUGUACGGCUCCCAUUGGUAGUUGGUGACAUUCCAUGGAAAUCGACUGGCCAUGAGACGUUUGACGGCCUGUACUAUGUUAAUUGUACCUGUAGCUAAAGGUGUUGGUUUAUGACUUAAUUUUUUUUAACUGUAGUCUGAUUAAGUUAAGCUUGCUGAUGUUUUUUUCUUCCAAUAUCAUCGAAAGUAGUUCUUGUCAUUUUCUAUUGGUCAUUGUGGUUUAGACAUAGUUAAACUUCAGACAUAUUUUUUCACUUCAUUUCAAACUGUUAUAUUUCUAGUGAUUGUAUUAAAUCAAUGUUGACAUAAUAAUUUCACCAAAGAUUCUUUUUUGUAGUUUUUUUAAUAUAUUGAAUUAGAUAAAAUAAUUAUUAUUAUCAAGUAACAUAUUAAAAUAAGUCGGUGCCUGGGUUAGAUGCGCGUUGAUGGAAACAGUGUCGUAGUCACAUUUCAAAAAGUCCACGCCCACGGGACAAAAUACCUUGGACACAACUUUUGUGACUAGUUUUAUUGAAGCACUUUGAAAAUGCGGACAAUUUGUCCCGUACCACGCAUUGCCUCGCACUUGGUUAUUCUAUUUUUAUUUUGUUACAUAAGAUAUUAUUAAUGAACUGGAAUGUUGUUUAAACAUGUACAUAGUAAUUAUCACCCACUAAAAUACGUCAGCCAUCAUUUUAAAAAAAAUAGCAAUGUAAAUGGAAACACGAAUUUUGGAAAUCAUAAUUUAUUUAUUUCGAGAUCUCGACAGUUAAAAAGAGUCAGUAGUUAAUAUAAAAUUUUCUUUUUACACAGUGUGUUAAUGGAACUAAUUAAUGGAAUUUAUUUUAUCAUUAUCAUCAUCAACAGCCCUUUACAGUCCACUGCUGGACUAUGAGCCUCCUCCAUUAUAGUGGAGGGUUUUGUCAUAAUCUCCAUUCUCUAAUUUAUUUUAUAUCUUUUAACAAUUAUUUUUUUGUUUAAACAUAGGUACUUCUAAUUUUCCUUCAGGUUUAUUCGCUCUUUUUGCCGGCUUAUUCCACUAUUCCCCGUUGACAAUCCCCGUCAACGGGGAAUAGUGAACUUUUUGUUCACUAAUCCCCGUUAACGCCAAUGGGAGCUUAUAAUGGGGAAUAAUGAACUAAAAAGUUCAUUAAUCCCCGUUAUAUUAGGAUUUUAUUUUGUACGUAAUGUUGAUUAAUGAACUGUUUAGUUCAUUAUUCCCCAUUAUAAGUUCCAAUUUAACGUUAACGGGGAAUAGUGAACAAAAAGUUCACUUAUCCCCGUUGACAAUCCCCGUCAAAUAGUGGAAUAAGCCUUUUUGCCGAUACUUCACUAAUCAUUAUUGACGAAUGUACCUACAUUAUGUAGGUAUCGACACAAAUAAUACCGCUGAAACCUUGAAAUUGUAGCAAUGAAACAAAUCAUAAAAUUGUGUUAGAUUGUUGUUUAUAUUUAGUAGUCUGCUCAUAAUUUACUGGAAUUUGAAUCAUAGUGUUAAAUGAACAGUAGAACAACCCCUGAAACCAACCUAUGUGUAUGUGCUCAGUUUUAUGUUUUAAUACCGGCCUAACCAAUAAGUUUUUAAGGUUUAGCUAGACUUGUUAAAACCAACUUUAACACGUCCAAUUUUUAUAUAAAAUAAGAUCAUUAUGGUGGCAAUGUAUUUUUAAAUUAAACCCGGGAAGUGUUUGUUUAUGAAAAUCUAGUACAUCAUCGACCAUGCAUGAAACAUUACAUUGAUUUUAUAUUAUUAUUAUGUAGAUUUGUAUUAACUGUGUCCGUGUCAAAACAUUUUAUCGUAUAUAAAGUUUUAUCAACUAAAGGAAUUGAUCUUAAACAUAAUAUUUAUCGUAAUUAUAAUUACAACUUAUAAGAAUGGUAACCAUUUAGUGGCGGUUUGAGAGUCGGAAGUACAUUUAUAGUUGUCUAUAUCUAUAAUAUUAAUCAUAACAACAUAUCUGGUGCACGCAAGUCGAUAGAACGAAUGUGAUUGUAAUACUAUGUUAUAAACGUCCACAUUUUCUACUGAAACAAAGUACUUACAAAUGGCCAAAAUAUUAAACAAUUAUCACCUUCACUUGUUAGAUUGUUCUUGUUAAAGUACUCUUUUUUAACUAAUUUUGAAUACAAUUUAAUUUAGUUACACCCCUAUAAUCUUUAUCUAUCCUUGUUCAAAGUACAAAAUUUUUAGUGAUGUUUGUAGAUAGUAACUGCUUGCAUCUCACCAUUUAGGAUAUUAGACGAUUUUCAAACUUAGAAAGCACAAAAAUAUUCAAAUGCAAAAAAUUGGUAGUUUGCUAAAUUAAACUUGCACCAUAAAGUACCAGAUUAUGUAGAUUUCAACAACAUGGAUACUUGCCCCAAAAAACUUACUACCAUAAGUAGCCUUAAGUUUUAGUAAUUUAUUGCUAUUUUUAUGUAAUAAUAAUUAAAUAAAAAUUGGGAAUAAUGUUCAUAAAUAUUGGACAGAGCUUGCCCACAAACUUGUUAUAAUAUACUAAAGGAAUAUUUUCAUACUGACUCACAAACACUUGAUGUUUAUAUAAGUAGUUUUUCUAUACCACACUGUAUCUGUAGUAAGAGUGUAAUCACAAGUUGAAUCUGUUAAUGUUUAUUAUAAAUUGUAACUAGUGGGAGCUGUGAACAGGACCACAGAGUCGACCUCAUAUUGUGUAAUGCUUAUAGUGAUGUGUUAAUGUUGCAUUGUCACAUUCAUCUAUUUUUCUAUCUCUGAAUAGAAAUGAAAUUUCUACAAAAUAGUAAUGAAUUGUUGUUUAUAGAAAGAACUCAUAUUGAAUUAGAUGUGUAAAAUAAAUAUAUUGUUGACAUUGCUUA